This is a messenger RNA of Striga asiatica, 366 nucleotides long. NCBI's taxonomy places the organism in Eukaryota, Viridiplantae, Streptophyta, Magnoliopsida, Lamiales, Orobanchaceae. The record is from the annotation of a GenBank genome assembly.
AUGAAGGCGUGGACCUGUUUACCAAACUUGAGCGCGAAUAUAUUCGCGCAAGCGGCCAAAAGGGUCGCGAAUGCUUGGUCUCUUCAAGCAUUUUCCCGAAAAUCUCCAUGGCUUCCUCACUCAGCCCGUGACGUGCAUGGCCCGUCAGUAGAGCAUUCCAAGAAACUUUGUCCCGUAAAUGGGAAAUCUGGUAGAACCAAACUCGAGCUUUAUUCAAGUUGCCGCAUUUCCCGUACAUGUCGAGAAGAGCAUUCGCAACGUAAAGAUUGGAAUGGUACCCUUGUCUGUAGGCAUAGCCAUGUGCUUGUUUUCCGAGUUCUAAAUCCGGAAUUGCUGCACAAAUGUUCAAAAUCAAGCCUAGCGUGA